AGAAUCUCAGGGUGACCAUUCUGGACACUUGGAAGAAGCUAUCAUGCAGCGAACGAUACUGUUUUUCGUUUUCACCCUCGCGGUGCUACAAAGCUAUGAAUGUGUUCAAGUACAAAUGCAGGAGACAGGGGCUUUCGAGGAUGACACGAAUACACAAGAUCUUGAAUCACAGGUGACAGAACUGCGUCGCAACGUGUCAGACCUCUGGAGCUACCUCAAUGAUCUGAGGUCAGCCCUAUCUCAACAUCUGACGCAUUUGAGGCAGCACCAGGUUCAAUUGGAGACUGACGUCCACGAGCUUCAACAUCAUUCCCAUGGAGAAGGAGGGGAGGCUCAUACCUCUCACUCAGAUGACCAUCAUCACUCUGGUGAGUAUUCACACAGUGGUGAGCAGCACUCUCAUGGUAGUGACGAUCACCAUUCACAUGGCAGCGACGAUCAUCACUCGCAUGGUAGCGACGAUCACCACUCACAUGGCAGCUACGAUCACCCUUCACAUCGCAGCGACGAUCACCAUUCACAUGGCAGCGACGACCAUCACUCGCACGGCAGCGACGAUCAUCAUCACAGUAGUGAACAUAGUCACGACGAUGACCACAGUUCGCACUCUUCUUCGCACUCGCACUCGACCAAUGACUACAGCGAUCACCAUCAUAGUGGCGAGCAUCACUCUCACAGCGAUGGAGGUGAUCAACACCAGGAUCAUAAGGAUUCCCAUGAAACAGAAGACUUAUCCCAGCAGACUCAACAAGCGGUUGAUCCCGUUUUGGAGCCAGUAGUUUUGCCAACAACUCGGCCAGUAAAUUCCCAUCAUCACCAUCAUCACCACUCUCAUUCGCAUGUAGAAACUUCCACAGCUGACCGCUUCAACCUCGUAGAUAUGCAUCCGGAAAGCAGACAUCAAGGUCAUGGUCACUCGCUCUCUGAUUCUGUCUCAACUUCGUCAAGAAACAGAAAUGUAACAGUGACUUUGCCAAAAUAUUCUGAAUACAGUUUGUACAAUAUCGCUGUAUGCAAAGUACAACCUAACAGAGCCAUUCCUGAAGAUAAGCAACAAAAUGUGCAGGGACAAGUAUCCCUGUGGCAAAAAAAAACGGGUGGCCCACUCAAUAUUCAUGUCCGUCUCCAAGGAUUCGAAGUGGGUAACCAUCAUGGAUCGCACGACCAACAUCAGCAGCAAGAGCAACAAGAAGAUAACGAAACCCCAGCCGCUGGCCACAGACAUGGCUUCCAUGUCCAUUCUGCAGGAGACUUGAGCAAUGGGUGCCAAUCAACGGGUCCGCACUACAACCCGAAAGUAGUUAACCACGCUGGACCCCAGGACUUGAACAGGCAUGUUGGAGACUUGGGAAACAUUGAAUGUGACGAGCAUGGUGUAACGAACAUUCUCUUCAGUGAUGAAGUUGCUUCACUUCGUGGUCCGUAUUCAAUUAUCGGAAAAUCACUCGUGAUUCAUGAAAACACAGACGAUCUUGGUCAGGGCGGAGACGCUGAGAGUCUGAAGACUGGCAACGCAGGAACCAGGAUUGCUUGUUGUGUGAUCGAACGAGUCGAAAAGCUCUCCAUUCGAACCUACAGGGUAAUAAAGACUGCCUCACAGUACAAAAACAACUAAAUGCUAAUUCAUUGCGAUUCUUGAUCUUGUACUUUACCAUAUUUCAUAUUGAUUAUUUGUACUCUACUGUGUGUACUUUGAGCUUUUUAAUAAAACUUUUUAAGCGUCUGCCUGGGCGAAACUUUUGGAAAA
Molecule: messenger RNA, 1747 nt
Organism: Uloborus diversus
Lineage: Eukaryota; Metazoa; Arthropoda; Arachnida; Araneae; Uloboridae
Product: LIM domain-containing protein A-like
Exons: 8
Coding region: 44-1615 (523 amino acids)
Biological process (GO): removal of superoxide radicals
Molecular function (GO): copper ion binding; superoxide dismutase activity
Source: RefSeq, a predicted model, not a curated record